AAUCUUAAACCGUUAAACCCUCCCGAAUUCUCUGUAAAACCUUGUGUUUCUUUCUGAUCUCUGACUUCACCACUCUCCCUGAGUUGCCAAUUCACUUCAAUUCAAUGUAUCGAUUGGCAGCUAAACUAGCUUCUUCCACCUUAAAGAACAACAACCCCGUGUAUAGGGGGGUGUUGUCAAGAAGAAAUUAUGUGGCCAAAGAUAUCAGCUUCGGGGUCGGGGCUCGUGCUGCUAUAUUGCAGGGUGUCUCUGAAGUUGCUGAGGCUGUCAAAGUUACCAUGGGACCCAAGGGUCGCAAUGUGAUAAUUGAGAAAAGCCACAGGAAUCCGAGGGUCACGAAGGAUGGCGUGACUGUAGCCAAAAGUAUCAGCUUUGAAGAUAAAGCUAAAAAUAUUGGUGCUGGUCUCGUCAAGCAGGUGGCGAAGGCUACCAACACUGCUGCUGGAGACGGUACAACUUGUGCAACUGUUUUGACUCAGGCAAUACUCACAGAAGGUUGCAAAUCUGUUGCUGCUGGAGUAAAUGUCAUGGAUUUGCGUAAUGGAAUAAAUAAGGCAGUUGCUGCUGUAAUUACUGAUUUAAAAAGCAGAGCAGUAAUGAUAAGCACACCUGAAGAGAUAACCCAGGUUGGAACCAUAUCUGCUAAUGGGGAGCGUGAAAUUGGAGAAUUGAUAGCAAGAGCAAUGGAGAAAGUCGGGAAGGAAGGAAUAAUCACUGUUGCUGACGGAAAUACGUUUGAGAACGAGUUGGAAGUGGUAGAAGGAAUGAAGCUAGCUAGAGGCUACAUAUCUCCUUAUUUUAUUACUGAUCAGAAGACCCAGAAAUGUGAAUUGGAGAACCCCUUUAUCCUCAUCCAUGACAAGAAAAUUUCAGACAUAAAUUCACUGUUGAAAAUAUUGGAGCUGGCAGUCACGAAAAAAAGACCACUCCUAGUUGUUGCGGAAGAUGUUGAAAGUGAUGCAUUGGCUAUGCUCAUACUCAACAAGCAUCAUGCUGGGCUUAAGGUUUGUGCCAUAAAAGCUCCUGGCUUUGGGGAUAGCAGAAAAGCAAAUUUAGAUGACCUUGCAAUUCUUACUGGAGGAGAGGUCAUCACGGAAGAUCGCGGUUUUACUCUUGACAAAGUCCAACCAGAAUUGCUUGGCACUGCAAAAAAGGUUACUGUCUCCAUCGAUGACACUAUCAUUCUACAUGGUGGUGGGGAUAAGAAGCUCAUUGAAGAGAGAUGCGAGGAGCUUAGGACAGCUAUGGACAAGAGUUCUGCGACGUUUGAUAAAGAAAAAGCACAAGAACGACUUUCAAAACUCUCUGGUGGUGUUGCUGUUUUCAAAGUUGGGGGGGCUAGUGAGUCAGAAGUCGGGGAAAGGAAAGAUAGAGUGACAGAUGCGUUAAAUGCCACAAGAGCAGCGGUAGAGGAGGGUAUUGUUCCAGGUGGUGGAGUCGCUCUCUUAUAUGCUACCAAAGUCUUGGAGAACCUUGAAACUAAAAACGAGGAUGAGAAAAGAGGAGUACAGAUUAUUCAGAACGCACUUAAGGCUCCUACAGUCACAAUAGCUGCAAAUGCUGGUUUUGAUGGUUCUUUAGUUCAAAACAAAUUGUUGGAACAGGAUGAUCAUAAUUUGGGUUUUGAUGCUGCUAAAGGAACCUAUGUUGAUAUGGUGAAGGCUGGAAUUAUAGAUCCUCUGAAAGUUGUUAGAACAGCUCUGGUAGAUGCUGCCAGUGUGUCAUUGCUACUUACGACCAUGGAGGCAGCUGUGGUGGAGAACCCGAAUAACAAAAAUAAAUCGCCAAGCCCGGUAGCGGAUAUGGAUGAUUUGGACUAUUAACCUGCUUUACCAAAUGAUGAAAGCAAUUUUGUGUAUCAAUAUUAGAGUCUUUUAUCAUUUCUUUUAAGUGGCCAUGGUUGAAAUUAUGAAACCUACUAUGUCUCAUUCUAGUUAUCAUCUUCAAUUGGAUAAAGAUGAUAACUUGCCCCAUUCUUUAGGUAUCAUUCAUCAUCCCAUGUAGCUUGUAUCAAAAUUCAUGUAACAAGGUACAAAAUUAAAAAAAAAUGUUUCUAACCCCGGUUUUUUUCUGCUACGAUUUA
This is a messenger RNA of Lotus japonicus, 2083 nucleotides long. RefSeq names its product chaperonin CPN60-like 2, mitochondrial. Gene Ontology annotation, biological process: protein refolding. NCBI's taxonomy places the organism in Eukaryota, Viridiplantae, Streptophyta, Magnoliopsida, Fabales, Fabaceae. The coding region runs from base 105 to 1823 and encodes 572 amino acids. The record is from RefSeq and is a predicted model, not a curated record. The transcript is spliced from 17 exons. Gene Ontology annotation, molecular function: ATP-dependent protein folding chaperone; ATP binding. Gene Ontology annotation, cellular component: cytosol; mitochondrion.